Ilex paraguariensis (yerba mate) is the source of this 856-nucleotide messenger RNA. Lineage: Eukaryota; Viridiplantae; Streptophyta; Magnoliopsida; Aquifoliales; Aquifoliaceae. The record is from the annotation of a GenBank genome assembly.
CUCUCUCUCUCUCUCUCUCUCUCGUUCGAAGUGCUCGAUUAGGCUUUUUCUUCUGGUAUUUUCUUGGAGAAAAGUCUCUGGAAACUCUCUGUAACGUAUUCUGCAUUACAUACGCAAUGUUAAUUUAAUUCAUUUAUUUCAAUUGUGUUCUUAUUAUGUUUGAACUUGCUUCAACUCGAAGAAGAUUUCCUUGAAUAGUGGGGUCUCCAAUGGCGUAUUGCCAUCAACGAGAUUUCAUGUUCUGUGAAAUGUGUGGGACGAUGCUAUCAUUCAAUUCAACCAAGUAUGCUGAAUGCCCGUUGUGCAAAUUCAAGCGAAGAGCGAAAGAGAUUGCUGGAAGAGAAACAUGUUACACUGUCAGUGGUGAGGAUAUCAGAAGAGAGCUGGGCAUAUCUUCAUUGGAUGAUAAUGAAGAAAAGGAACUGGAAUCAGUUGAUUAUAAUGCAAAAUGUAAAAAUUGCCCAAGAAUGGGGCUCUAUUAUAAGACUAGACAGAUGAGAUCUGCCGACGAAGGACAGACUAUAUUUUAUAGAUGCCCUGCUUGCGGAACUCAGAGAGUUGAGAAUUCCUGAAUUUCUGGACACUGCCUGUUUUAUCUCCAUGUUGGAAUAGGAUCUAUAUUUCAAUUUUUACAGUAUUGUUUCUAGGUGAAAAUACUUGAAGCAUGCUGUAUCCAAAUGCCUUGUCUUAGCAUGUAUCUUCGUAGUCUUCCCUUUUCCUUCCCCCCAGGAUCCCCAAUGGGGGCGGGGGCGGGGGAGAGACGGUGGUGUUGUCAAUGUUCUAUUUAUGAUGAAGGGUGUAGAAGGCUAAGUCAACCUGCUUAUGUAUAUCCGGACUACCAAACAAGCUUUGAUUU